AUGAAGACUGAAAACCCGAAGAAGAAGACGAAGACUGAAGGAUCGAAGGAGAAGACGAAGUAUGAAGACCCGAAGGUGAAGACGAAGAUUGUAGACCUGGAGGAGAAGAUGAAGACUGAAGACUCGAAGGAGAAGACGAAGACUGGAGACCCGAAGGAGAAGAGGAAGACUGAAAACCCGGAGAAGACCAGGUCUGAGAACCCGAAGGAGACGACGAAGACUGAAGACCCGAAGGAGAAGACGAAGACUGAAGACCCGGAGGAGAAGACGAAGUCUGAGGACCCGAAGGAGAAGACGAAGACUGAAGACCCGAAGGAGAAGACGGAGACUGUAGACUCGAAGGAGAAGACGAAGACUGAAUACCCGAAGGGACAAACGAAGGCUGACGACCCGAAGGAGAAGAUGAAGACUGAAAACCCGAAGAAGAAGACGAAGACUGAAGGAUCGAAGGAGAAGACGAAGUAUGAAGACCCGAAGGGGAAGACGAAGAUUGUAGACCUGGAGGAGAAGAUGAAGACUGAAGACUCGAAGGAGAAGACGAAGACUGGAGACCCGAAGGAGAAGAUAAAGACUGAAGACCCGGAGGAGAAGACGCAGACUGAAGACCCGGAAGAGAAGACGAAGACUGUAGACUCGAAGGAGAAGACAAAGACGGGAGACUCCAAGGAGAAGACGAAGACUGAAUAUCCGAAGGAGCAAAUGAAGGCUGACGACCCGCAGGAGAAGAUGAAGACUGAAAACCGAAGAUGA
Molecule: messenger RNA, 750 nt
Organism: Parnassius apollo (apollo)
Lineage: Eukaryota; Metazoa; Arthropoda; Insecta; Lepidoptera; Papilionidae
Source: the annotation of a GenBank genome assembly